AUGGCACAUCCUAGGGUUCGAACUCGCAUUCAAAAGUGGCUAAGCCAAAACAACACUCACCAAGAGCGCAUCAUUCAAGUUACUCGAGUGCCGAUCGAAGUUAUUUUCCAGAUAAUCGAAGGACUUCUUGCCGAUGACGAUAUAUGCACGGCAACCUGUCUUGCUUUGACUGCUCGAGCAUUCUAUAGCUUCUUUCGGAACGUGCACCCACAUCCUAUCUUACUCAACACAAAACCACCUGUUUCUUCCACUUGUGACGGAGAAGGACUUCCUUGUACUCUUGCAGCAAUCCUACGCCCAUGGUUCGGCCCAAAAUAUCGCUUUUCGGAGGCUCUUACCCAAUAUCUUCUUCGUUCUGUCUAUGGAAAUCAUGCCGACGGUGAGAAAGAGUGGGAGUUGAUAAAGCGAACCAGAGACUAUCAUAAUAUCGUUGCAAGGCAAGGAGUCAUGUGCGGAGAAAGAAUUCUACCUAAUCCAUUCGGAAUGGGAGAAGAUUGGGCCAUUGCAGCUAUCCGCCAGUUUGUCAAGCAUGUUGAAACAGCUAGCCCUGACAUCUCCACCGUCGAUAAUAAUUUAUUUCCUGCGCAUUUCGUGGAACCAACGAUGUCCAAAUUCGCUGUCCGAGAGAGAUUCAAGAUGAUAAAUUUGGGAAUUAAGAAUAACUAUGCGAAGUUCACUGGAAUGUCAAAAAGCUACUUGUGGGCAUGGAUGGGAAUGUAUGUUGAUGUCUGGGUUCCGAAAUGGGGUCCAGGGGGCGACAUAGGUGCAGGUCGAUAUUAUAAGUACAUCCGUCAUAGGUGUUUUUGGGAGGCGGUAGUUCAGGCUUCGAAGCAAGACUGGGAGAGACAUUUUCUUCUCGUCAAAGAUGGAAUCGAUGUCCCUAAAGUUGGAUUGAGAAGUAUUGUAUUAAACUGA
Sclerotinia borealis F-4128 is the source of this 915-nucleotide messenger RNA. NCBI's taxonomy places the organism in Eukaryota, Fungi, Ascomycota, Leotiomycetes, Helotiales, Sclerotiniaceae. The record is from the annotation of a GenBank genome assembly.